AUACCGUAUUUCACGUGCAGCACCACCGCGUCUCGCGACCUAAAAGGAGGAAAUUCUUCCCGUGACGGCAAGAUGCUGCCGCGUUCCCUCCGGCCCCUCAUGCCGCUCUCAGCACUGGCUCUGCUCGGCUGGUGCUGGUACAUCUUCAAGAGGAAGAGGAGCACCGGCGUGCAGGUAGAGGAAAGCGGCUUGGUGUUCCCGUCUGCUGCUAUGGGCAAGCAGGGGGCAGUGGGAUGUGGCAGUUCCCCGAGAGCACAGGACAGGAACGCGGGCCAAUUACAGAAAGGACCCAUGGAUUCUUGGAGUUGCAGUUCUAAUAGUGACCGGAGUGUGGACCCGGAGGCUUCAGACAACUCUUCUCUUAACCGUACCAUUGAUGAGUCUGUCCUGUCUGCACCAUUGCUAUCUGACACUCCAACCUCCUCCCUGACGCCGCGACCUCUGAAAGGGGUUCGGCCAGAACCGGAGGGUGGGGCUUCCGAAGCCCGAGCAUCCGCGCUUCUGACCGAGAAGCCAGAAGCCGAGACUGAAAGAGACGGCGUCAUUUCUAAAGGCCUCCUGGGCCUCCUGGACUCCACUGUAGCGCAGACCACGAGGACUGCCAGCCCCACAAAACGCAGGGCUGAGGUGCUGGUUCCCCAGGAGCUGGAGCACCUCCCUUUCGCUCUAGACAAAGAAGUCCAAGGUGAUGUUACGGAGGAGAUCCUGAUGACCGGUGAUAUUGUUUUAAAAAGGAAACACCAAGAGGAGCCAUCGGGAUUCCCCCUGAGUGAAGUUGAGACCGUUACCCAAGACCACCUUCAGUGGGACACUGGCAAAAACGGAAUCUUGCUGGUCUCCAGGAAGGAACUCCGUCCUCUGGAAGCACAACAGGCAGAUCAUGCUGCGCCUAGAGGAGCAGAGGAGGAAGAACCAAUCCAGUGUAACCAAUCCACCAGUCCUUCAGCAGCCAAAUCCGAAGUCUCUGGAGGCGGUGUGUACCAUGUGGAGAACGGAGCAGGGCCGGAGGAGCCAGCCAGCCAAGGAGAGACGCACUCGGACCUGCCUGAGGAGGACGCGCUCGCCACAUGCUCAGUAGAUUCUGAACAUAAAAUGCAGGAAAUUCACCACACUGUGGCUGGAAGGAGUGGACAACCCUCGACACAAAGCGCAGGUGCUAAUGGCGGGAACUGUGUGAACAGAGAGGGCGGCGGCAGCAGCAGCAGAGACCGAGCUGUGCCAUCUCCGAGCUCGGGCCUGGUCCUCUGGGAGAUGGAGGUGCCCGUGCACCUUGUUGGGCGAUUAAUUGGAAAGCAGGGGAAGCAUGUUGGCUUCCUGAAGCGAAACUCAGGAGCGAAAAUCUAUUUGUCUACUCUGCCUUACACGCAUGAGUUUCAGAUCUGUCAUAUAGAGGGCUCAGAGGUGCAGGUAGAAAAUGCGCUUGCGCUAAUCAAGAAGAAGUUCAAAGAUUUGGAUUUGAGCAACCGGCUCGUCGGCACGCAGCUGGCCGCCAUCCCCUCUCUCCCCAUCACAUCCUGGCUGCUCCUCCCCCAGGAAGGAACAGUGGAAGUGAUCGUGCCGCGGGUGGAGGCAGCAAACUACCUGUUCGUGCAGCAGCACACACACCCCUCCUACUACGCCCUGCAGGGUCUCGCAGAACAGAUGCUCUUCUGCUACUCUCGGCCAGGCUGCCCCAGUCUCCCCGCGCCUGUGGAAGCGGGGGUGUUGUGUGCGGCGCCCUCUGUUGACGGCAGCUGGUGGAGAGCUCAAGUUAUCCAGCACUACAAAAACUCCAACUACGUGCAGAUCAGAUAUGUGGACUACGGUGGUUAUGUGACGGUUAACCUCAGCGCCCUCAGACAGAUACGAUCAGAUUUUGUGUCGCUGCCCUUCCAAGCAUCUGAAGUCAUGCUAGAAAAUGUCAGACCUUUGCCAGGGAGAGAGGAGUUUUCCCUCGAGGCCAGAGAAGCACUUGAGGAAUUAACACGAGGAGUGGCUUUAAUCAUAAAGGUCACCGGCACUCAGAGUGGCCUGCCUUUAGUGCAUAUGUGGCGACAGGCCGGAGAGGAGACGAUUUCGGUGAAUUGGCUGCUGGCUCAGCGUGGGCUGUGUUCGUGGUUGGGCAGCCACUGAUGGAGAAGCUCACGCGCGGCCGCCCCACCCUCCACCAGCCGUGUCGGCACUAGCCAGUUGAACUCCACCCAAAUAGAGGCAUGCUUUGCACGCGCAGGGAAGUGCUCUCUGCAAUACCCAUGAUUUAUUUAUUUGUGCCAUUUAAGAUUUUUCAUGUAUGAGCUGUUUACAUGCUGCAAACUUUUGUUUUUGAAAGUUGUGCUGAAUUACGUUUAAAAAGAAAUGUUUAACUCUUGUAGUACUUUUCUGUUAAUCUGUGCUUCGGCCUUUUAAAGUUUAAUAUAAUUUCUCUGUCUAACCAAAGAGUGAAAGUAUUUCCUGAUGGAGCACUCUUGAAAUGCUGCACCUUUGAGUGUUAUGUAUCUGUUCAACAUUAUACUUUUAUUUCUUAUGCUGAGACUUGGUCUGGCAGGUUUCAGCUCUAAUUGUGUGUCCCAGUCUAUAAAGCAGCU
This is a messenger RNA of Electrophorus electricus (electric eel), 2564 nucleotides long. RefSeq names its product A kinase (PRKA) anchor protein 1a (gene akap1a). The record is from RefSeq and is a predicted model, not a curated record. Gene Ontology annotation, molecular function: protein kinase A regulatory subunit binding; RNA binding. Gene Ontology annotation, cellular component: membrane; mitochondrion. Lineage: Eukaryota; Metazoa; Chordata; Actinopteri; Gymnotiformes; Gymnotidae.